Molecule: messenger RNA, 546 nt
Organism: Rosa chinensis
Lineage: Eukaryota; Viridiplantae; Streptophyta; Magnoliopsida; Rosales; Rosaceae
Product: salutaridinol 7-O-acetyltransferase-like
Exons: 1
Coding region: 1-546 (181 amino acids)
Source: RefSeq, a predicted model, not a curated record
AUGAGGGUUGAAGUGAUCAACAAGGAAACAAUUACACCAUCAUCUCCUACUCCUCACCACCUUACAACUUCCAACCUUUCUGUUUUUGAUCAGUUUUUACCGGACUUGUAUGUCCCCCUACUUCUCUUCUAUCCCAACAAUAGUACUACUAAUCAAAAGGGCAAUACAGUUGAUCACCACUACUCAUUGAUUACCGAAAGAUCCAAGCUUCUGAAAACUUCAUUAUCUAAAGCCCUCAGCCGCUUCUAUCCUUUCGCAGGAAGAAUAUUUAGCCACAACAACAUUCUUUCAAUCUGUUGCAAUGACCAUGGUGAGGCAUUUAUCCAAACCAGUGUCAAUUGUCCCAUAUCAAAGGUUUUGGAAAAGCCCCAUGAUGGAAUAGUAAAUCAAUUACUUCCAAAUGGCAUAGAAUCAACAUUUGAAAGCACAGGCUACCUCCUACUAGUCCAAGCCAACUUUUUUGAAUGUGGCGGAAUUGCAAUUGGGAUUAGCAUUUCACAUAAGAUCGCAGACGGCUUCACACUCGGAACAUUCAUAUGUAGCUAG